AUGUAUGGUAUCAGAAGAGCGACUACAAAGUUUUCUCAACCGGGUCACUCUCGAUACGGUUCAGCGAGAAAAUGCUCAGUUGCUCUUGACAAGCGCCACCUCCAUACCGUUCCCCUAAUCAUCAAUGGCAAGGACGUCACUACAAAAGAGACCUUUCCAGUUACUGGCUGUCUGAAAGGUGCUGAGAUUUCACAUUGUUCGACUGUUUCGCCUCAACAGGUCAAUGACGCUGUUGAGUCUGCCAAGGCAGCAUUCCCAAGCUGGUCGGCGACAAAACCAUCAGAACGCAGGGACAUAUUUCUUCGCGCCGCCGAUGUCUUCGCGAAACGCAAAGACGAGAUGGCGCACUACAUACACCAGGAGAUUGGCGCCAGCAAGGACUACCAGGAGUUCAUUAUCGGCUUGGCCAUCGAGGGUCUAAAGGAUACAGCAGGAAGGAUCGCAGGUGCAGUGACUGGCCAAGUUCCAACGUCCAUUCACAAAGGGAUGGGUGCAAUGAUCCUGAAAAGACCUUACGGUGUUGUGCUCGGAAUAGCUCCGUGGAAUGCUCCAUUUCAUCUUGGGUUACGUUCCAUCACUUUCCCGUUAGCAACAGGCAAUACUGCAAUACUCAAGGGACCAGAAUUCUCACCGCAGUGCUAUUGGGGAUUCUCUGAUGUUUUCCGCGAAGCAGGUUUGCCGGAUGGCGUGUUAAAUACUAUUUUCCACCGCCCUUCUGACGCUGCCGCUGUAACCGAGCAGUUGAUCGCUCAUCCUGCUAUCAGGAAAAUUAACUUCACUGGGAGCUCAAAAGUGGGCAGUAUCAUCUCCGCUUCCGCCGGCAAGCAUUUAAAGCCGGUGCUAAUGGAACUGGGAGGCAAGGCAAGUGCUAUCGUGAUGAAGGAUGCAGACCUGGAAAACGCAGCCCUGCAGUGUACACUGGGUGCGUUCUUGAACGCCGGCCAAAUCUGCAUGUCUACUGAACGUAUCCUUGUGCAUUCAUCUAUUGUGUCCGAGUUCAAACCUAUUCUCCAGGCGAUUAUCGAGAAAGUCUUCGGCUCGCCGGAGUCAACUCCUGUUUUAGUUACCGCUAGAUCAGCAAAGCGAAAUCGUGGGCUUGUUGACAGUGCACUUUCACAAGGCGCAGAGGCACUCUAUGGGAACACCAAUCUAGUUGGGAAACUGGAGACCAAGAUGUCUCCGGUCGUAUUGACCAAUAUCAACAAGGAUAUGGAUAUUUAUGCCACUGAAUCUUUCGGUCCAAGCGUCUCACUUUACACAUUCGAAACUGAACAAGAAGCACUGGAAUUAGCGAAUGACACUGAGUAUGGUCUAUCGGCGUCCGUCUACACUCAGGAUCUGAGGGCAGGAUUUAGGAUGGCGGAAGGUAUAGAGUCUGGUGCUAUACACAUCAAUACCAUGAGCGUGCACGACGAGUUCGCUUUACCACAUGGCGGAGUCAAAAAGAGUGGGUUCGGUCGGUUCAAUGGCUACCAGGGUCUGGAGGAGUUCUUGUACUACAAGUCAGUUACAUGGCUAGAGUGA
Molecule: messenger RNA, 1524 nt
Organism: Exophiala aquamarina CBS 119918
Lineage: Eukaryota; Fungi; Ascomycota; Eurotiomycetes; Chaetothyriales; Herpotrichiellaceae
Product: NAD-dependent aldehyde dehydrogenase
Exons: 3
Coding region: 1-1524 (507 amino acids)
Molecular function (GO): succinate-semialdehyde dehydrogenase (NAD+) activity
Source: RefSeq, a predicted model, not a curated record